Photinus pyralis (common eastern firefly) is the source of this 900-nucleotide messenger RNA. RefSeq lists its product as uncharacterized. The transcript has 2 exons. The record is from RefSeq and is a predicted model, not a curated record. Gene Ontology annotation, molecular function: zinc ion binding; nucleic acid binding. The coding region runs from base 1 to 900 and encodes 299 amino acids. NCBI's taxonomy places the organism in Eukaryota, Metazoa, Arthropoda, Insecta, Coleoptera, Lampyridae.
AUGAACUGUGAUAGAGUUAUGGAAAGUCAGCACGAGAAACUGAUGAACCACGAGAAGCUAUUAAAGGAUACUUUAGACCAGGUAAAUACCCAAAAUGUCAGCAUCAGCAAGGAUCUAGCGCAAGUUCUCCAAACUCAAUCUGAAGUGAAGCUUACUUAUGCGGACAAGACGCGAACCAACCCUCCAAGCAAACCUUCACCACCCUCAAAGAAAAUAUCGGAUCCAAUUACCCGAGAAGUUACCGGAAUGAAAACUCUACGUAGAGGAACCAUUGUUGUUGAAUGUAAAAAUAAAGAAGCUGCAGCCAAACUUAAGGAGGAAGCCGAAACGAAACUGGGAUCCGACUACAUUCUUUCCUUACCAAAACAGAAGAUGCCGAAGAUUAAAAUCGUAGGCCUCAAUGACAAGAUCGGGAGUACCCAAAUGAAGGAAAUGAUUCUCGCGCAGAAUCAAUUCCUCGACGAAGCCGCGUACAUAAACGUCGUACACAUAACGGAAGAUAAAAGAAAUCCUAACAGGUAUUUGGCUUACGCUGAGGUUGACGGUAAUAGUUACCGGAAAAUUCUAAGUGAACAAAAGCUUAACAUAGGAUGGGACCGUUGCAGAAUUUAUGAUGCUGUGACAACUAGAAGAUGCUACAAAUGCAAUGGGUUCGGACAUAAGGCAACUGACUGUAGCAAAACUACUACCUGCCCCAAAUGUGCGGGAGCCCAUGACCUAGCGAGCUGUAAAGCUUCGGACGCGGAAAUCAAAUGCAGUAACUGUGCCAACGCCGUUGAGAAACUAAAAAUGAAACUGGAUGUACAGCACCCGGCCUGGAGUGUUGAUUGCCCAGUCUACAAAAAACGACUCGAUCAAGAAAGAAGCAGAAUUGAUUUUUUAGGCCAUCCCCAACACUAA